AUGAAAGUUGACUUAUUUGGAAACAGAAUCAAGUUAGACGUUGCAGGUUCAAUGACAGCAUUAUGUGGAUUUUCUCCGAUGAUAUCAGCGUUGUCGGUAAACCCAAGUAAGACCACGUGUCCAAUUUAUGUGCUUCCAAGAUUUGAAGACUCGAAAACGAAAUCAAGGGAUUGGAGAGUCCCAAUUGAAGCACCUUCACAGAUGUGGGUGCUUCACGUUGGGAAUGCUUUCGAGGAGAAAUAUGUGAAUGGAGUUCUUCACAUUCAAAUCCAAGCUAGUACUUGUUCCUACCAAUGGUUCAAUUUUCAGAAAAUGUUUGGAUAUGAUUGGCAGAGUGGUAAAUUAGACCCUUCCAUGAUGAACUUGAAACAAGGCCAAGAAACCUUGCUGCCUCAACUAGUCAAGGUUAGUAUAAAAUUGGACGUGGAUGGAAAUUGCCAAGACUGCAGCGUAGAUAGGCUGAGUGAGUGGAGCAAACCUUCAGACUUUCCGGUAAUAAAUCAGGAAUAUUCCGGCGCUCGAAACAUGUACAUCUACGCAGCUACCUCCUCCGGUUCACGGCGAGCGUUGCCGCAUUUCCCAUUCGACACGGUGGUGAAGAUGAACACCGCCACCAAAGCCACGCACACAUGGUCUACCUCGCGCCGUAGAUUCAUCGGCGAGCCGGUCUUCAUACCAAAAGCCGAAGCCCAGGCCGAAGACGACGGCUUUCUUCUUGUAGUAGAAUAUGCAGUAUCUACGCAGAGAUGUUAUUUUGUUAUUUUGGAUGCUAAAUUGAUUGGUAAGAAAAAUGGUGUAAUUGCAAGAUUUGAAGUCCCUAGGCACUUGAAUUUUCCUCUUGGAUUUCAUGGAUUUUGGGCUCCAAAUCAUGUAUGCACAACGUUAACGCCUUCUACCAACUGCCGAGUGUCGUCGCCGUCUCUUGAUUGUGUGGGACUGCAUCAUUAAUCCAAUUCAAAUAUGAUGAUAAAUGUGAAAGUAGACUGUGUUAGAAUCUAUA
Molecule: messenger RNA, 1000 nt
Organism: Salvia miltiorrhiza (redroot sage)
Lineage: Eukaryota; Viridiplantae; Streptophyta; Magnoliopsida; Lamiales; Lamiaceae
Product: carotenoid cleavage dioxygenase 7, chloroplastic-like
Exons: 6
Coding region: 1-948 (315 amino acids)
Biological process (GO): carotene catabolic process
Cellular component (GO): chloroplast stroma
Molecular function (GO): 9-cis-epoxycarotenoid dioxygenase activity
Source: RefSeq, a predicted model, not a curated record